Molecule: messenger RNA, 599 nt
Organism: Cucurbita pepo subsp. pepo (vegetable marrow)
Lineage: Eukaryota; Viridiplantae; Streptophyta; Magnoliopsida; Cucurbitales; Cucurbitaceae
Source: RefSeq, a predicted model, not a curated record
GGCCAUGAAGAAGUUUCACGAAGGAAAGGCCAAUGAAAUCUUGGACCCAAAUCUAGAGCAAACAGCUGCAAAUCAUUUGGCAGUGGAAAAAAUUCUGGAGUUGACCUUACAAUGCUUGGCUCCCCGGCGGCAGAGUCGGCCGAGCAUGAGGCGGUGUGCGGAGAUACUGUGGAGCAUACGCAAGGAUCACCGAGAUCUCUCAGCUCCAGAUUUCCGUUCAUUCUCUACGAGUUCACGACGGAGUGCAUCGGUAAGCGAUAAAUGAAACUCAAAUCCAAGUAGAAAAUAAGCUUUGAGUAGAAGAAGAACAAGAACUUGAAUUCUUGAUACAAAAGCAUGAUGAAUUGGAGUUCUUGAUCUUCAUUAUAAUAGGCUAGCAGUUUCUUAGAUCAUAUGUUCUUCCUCUUUCAUUGAUGAAAUUAUACUUCGUAUGUGUGCGAGCUGCAUCGUUUAGGUUGAUUUGGGCUGCUAUUACUCUCUUUUGCUCGUAAAUUUUUGUAGUUUAGUUAUGUUCGUAAUGGUCUGGUUGGUUUAUGUUCUAAUGACAUCAGCUAACAUGAUAGACGAUAAAUGAAAAGAGUAUCCAUACUUCUGUAGUG